Marmota flaviventris (yellow-bellied marmot) is the source of this 942-nucleotide messenger RNA. RefSeq names its product olfactory receptor 9K2-like. Gene Ontology annotation, biological process: G protein-coupled receptor signaling pathway. Gene Ontology annotation, cellular component: membrane. The record is from RefSeq and is a predicted model, not a curated record. NCBI's taxonomy places the organism in Eukaryota, Metazoa, Chordata, Mammalia, Rodentia, Sciuridae. Gene Ontology annotation, molecular function: G protein-coupled receptor activity; olfactory receptor activity.
AUGAGUGACAAGGGAGGAAACAACCACUCGGAUGUAACUGACUUCAUUCUUGCAGGCUUCAGGGUGCCUCCAGAGUUCUACAUUCUCCUCUUCCUCCUGUUCCUACUGAUCUAUGUCAUGGUCCUUUUGGGGAACAUUAUUAUGAUGGCAGUCAUUGUGACUGACUCCCAGCUGAACACACCAAUGUAUUUCUUUCUAGGAAAUCUGUCUUUCAUUGACCUCUCCUACUCCACUGUUAUUGCUCCUAAAGCCAUGGUCAUCUUCCUGUCUGAGAAAAAAAACAUAUCCUUUGGAGGAUGUGCUGCCCAGCUUUUCCUUUUUACACUCUUCAUUGUAACAGAGGGAUUUGUCCUGGCAGCCAUGGCCUAUGACCGCUUCAGUGCCAUCUGCAAUCCUCUUCUUUAUAGUGUCUACAUGUCAAGACACCUCUGCAGCCAGCUGAUGGCUGAUUCCUAUUUCUGUGCCUGGGUCAGUUCCACCAUUCAAGUCAGUGUGACAUUCUCAGUGUCUUUUUGUGCAUACCGAGUCAUUGAUCACUUCUACUGUGAUUCUUACCAAAUUGAGAAGAUCUCCUGCUCUAAUCUCUUUGUCAAUAAGAUGGUAUCUCUGAGUUUGGCUAUCUUCAUUAUUUUUCCCACAAUAGUUGUCAUUGUAGUAUCUUACAUGUACAUUGUGUCCACAGUCUUGAAGAUUCCCUCCACUGAAGGGAGAAAGAAAGCCUUCUCCACCUGCAGCUCCCACCUUGGGGUAGUGAGUGUGCUUUAUGGGACUGUCUCAUUUGUGUAUCUCAUACCUCCCAGCAAUCCUGAACUCCGCAAAGUGGCCUCAGUAUUUUACAUACUGGUGACACCCAUGUUAAACCCUCUGAUCUACUCUCUAAGAAACAAAGAUGUCAAACAAGCUUUGAGAAAAAUCCUAGGGAACAAGAAAGCUUUACCCUAA